CCUGGGAGGCGUGUUGUCUCGUGUGUCUGUUUGACGGUGCUGAUCUGCAAGGCGCGCGGGUCUCGAACACGAACCAGCGCACGACCACCAUGCCCAACGCCAGGCUUCUUGUACAUAUAUAUUUACAUCCCCGCGAUGAAUUCUGACAACGACACGAGAAGCGCCGAAAAUGACAUCUUUUCGACUGGCACCUACAAACUUCUCGCCUUCGCCAUCGGAACCAUCGGAGUGUUUGGCGUGUGCAACAACGUUGUUGUCAUCUUACUUUACUGCAGAUUCAAGAGGCUCAGGACGCCGACCAAUUUGCUGCUGGUCAAUAUAAGUUUGAGCGACGUGCUGGUUUCGGUCAUCGGAAUAAACUUUACAUUUGUUUCGUGCGUCAAAGGCGAGUGGAUCUGGAGCCACACAACGUGCGUUUGGGAUGGCUUCACUAACAGCUUAUUCGUACUCUCUGCAUUUCCCAGUUAUCAUGCAUCAGCCCCCCUCCUGACCUGCUUGUAUACAUCAGCCCGUUCUGCUCUCCUAGUUGGACAUGGCAUCAUUUCCAUCAUGACUCUGGCAGCCUUGGCCUAUGAGCGCUACAUCCGGGUGGUCCACGCCCAGGUGGUAGAUUUCCACUGGGCAUGGCGGGCCAUCGCCCACAUCUGGGUGUACUCCCUGGUUUGGACCGGUGCUCCUCUCCUAGGCUGGAACCGCUACACGCUGGAGAUCCACCAGCUGGGAUGCUCCUUGGACUGGGCAUCCAAGGACCCAAACGAUGCUUCAUUUAUCCUCCUCUUCCUCCUGGCUUGUUUCUUCGUACCUGUGGGCAUCAUGAUCUACUGUUACGGGAACAUCCUCUACACUGUGAAAAUGCUGCGCUCCCUCCAGGAUCUCCAAACAGUCCAGAUAAUCAAGAUCUUGCGAUACGAGAAAAAGGUAGCUGCGAUGUUUCUUCUUAUGAUCGCCUGCUUCCUGGUGUGCUGGACACCAUACGCUGUCGUGUCCAUGAUGGAGGCCUUUGGCAAGAGGAGCAUGGUGUCGCCUACUUUGGCCAUCAUCCCCUCAUUCUUUGCCAAGUCCAGCACAGCCUACAACCCCCUCAUCUAUGUAUUCAUGAGCAGAAAGUUCCGACACUGUUUGCUGCAGCUGCUGUGUUCGAGGUUGUCUUGGCUCCAGCGCAGUUUCAAAGAACGCCCCCUGGCUCCGGCCCAGGGUCCCAUCCGACCCAUUGUGGUUUCCAGCUCAUGCGGCAGCAGAAAAAGACCCAAAAAGAGAGUGACCUUCAACACGUCCUCCAUCGUCUUCAUCAUUACCAGUGAUGACUUGCACCGCUUAGACGUGACUUCCAAGACUGCAGAGUCGUCCGUUAAUGUUAUUCAAGUGAAGCCACUGUGAUCCCCAGAGACUGAACUGACUCAGGACUCGGCGUACAAUUCAAAGCCAAAAUCCAAAACGAUUUUUUAAAACCUGCACAAGACAGUGAGUGUAAAUAUCUUCUGUUGUGGCUGAAGUUUAGCACCUCUGCAAUGCACUUAUCCCUGACAGAGUUCGUUCUAAAGUUAUUUAGUGUAAGUAUGAUAUUCUCAUCAAAACGUGACAUAUUUGAUGUAGUUAACAACUUUGUCAACUUUCUCAUGCUAUAGAUGUGCUUAGGACUUUGUCGAGUACUAGUAUGGAUUUAUGUGUACCACAUUGAUUAAUAAGAAAACAAGCCUUAGCUCACCUGCCAUACUUAAGGACACUGAUAUUAUUGUGUAUAUUGAUUCAAUAAAGAUAUCCUAUUUUA
Entelurus aequoreus (snake pipefish) is the source of this 1768-nucleotide messenger RNA. RefSeq names its product opsin 3 (gene opn3). Gene Ontology annotation, cellular component: photoreceptor outer segment; membrane. The record is from RefSeq and is a predicted model, not a curated record. The coding region runs from base 136 to 1377 and encodes 413 amino acids. Lineage: Eukaryota; Metazoa; Chordata; Actinopteri; Syngnathiformes; Syngnathidae. The transcript has 5 exons. Gene Ontology annotation, biological process: visual perception; G protein-coupled receptor signaling pathway. Gene Ontology annotation, molecular function: G protein-coupled receptor activity.